GGUGGGGACCUGUGGAUUUAUUUCCGGGCCCUCUUACCCCAGGCCUGGCAUGGCCCUGUCUGGAGUGAGUGGGUGGGCUCCCAGCAGAGCUGAGAGUGAGGCUCCAGGUGUUCCUCCCUGGGCCCACCCCACAUUUGAUCAGUCUGUCCCCCUCCCCCCCAUCCUGGCAUUAGGUACCUUAGACACAGGAUUUCUGACCCCCGGACAGGCGAGAAGACCCACCUUGGCCCCUCCCUUCCCUGCUUCUUUCUCCCACCUGCCCAGAGUGAUCUUUCUCAACCAAACUCUAACAGGUCCCUCCUCAGCUGAAAAUCCUGUCUUGGCUCCCACUGUCCUUGGGGCAAAGUUCAAACUCUAGGCCCUGGAGGCCCAGCAGACCUGACCUCUCCAGCCUGCCCACCCCACCCCCAUCCCUGGGAGCUGCUCUCAAUGACUCUGAAGUAGUUACUGAUUCUAACCUCGGGCCUUUCCCCUCGGUAUUUCUUCACUUCCUCUGGGAAGUUGCCCCGGACCCCCUGUCAGGUGAUCUUCUUGACUGUCACAGCGCCCUGUGGCCUCCCCGCGCAUCAAAGCACACUUCCCUUUGCUUAAUUAUCCCCUGUUUAGUCCGUCUCUCUCCCCCACCAAACGGCGAGCUGCCCUUCGGUAGAGACCCCGAGUAUUUUGUUCAGGGAUGUGUCCCCAGCUCCGGGAAUAGUGACUGGCACGUAGCGGGUGCUCAGUAAACAUUGGCUAAGUGAAGGAAUGGAUGCCUUUUGCUAGAUGAUGCCAGAUUGCUUUGCAAAAAGGCUGUGGCAUUUCACACUGCCAGCAGCCACGUGAAGGUGUUCAUUUCCUCGCAUCCUCCCCCGAAAUGUGUAUCGUCCCUCGUCAAUCCCACGCUCUUUGUGAGGCGCCAGCCAGACCGAGGAAAUUUCCGCCCCCCUCCCCAGCCCGAGGCGGAGGCGGUUUCGGAACGUCAGGUGCCCAGACCCGCACUGCGCGGCGCCAGGGGGCGCCAGAGGCGGACGACCGUGCCGCGCUGAACUGGCGGGGGCGCGGGGUCCCGAAAGGGGCCCCGUCUAGCCUGGAGCUCCCGGCGCCCGCCCGCCCGCACUCCGCUGCGGGGCGAUCAGCGCAGCGCCCGCAGCCGGGCUUCCUUAGCGGCCCCCGCCCGGCCCCCAGCGCCACGCGGCGCUAGCCCCGCCAGCCCCCGGCGCACCUGCUCGGGGCGUGGCCUCUGGAGAAGGCGCGCCUCGAUUGGCGCGGAGGUGACAAAGGGGCGUGGCCUCAUCGUGCCCCGCCCCAUCCCGAGGCUGGCGUACUUAAAGGAGUUGGCGGCGCGUCUCCACUCACAGCGCAGCGGCACGGCCUCGCGGGUGGAGUGCUUCGGGACCCCUGCGCGACCCGGCAACCCCGGCUGCUUCGGCCACCAUGCCGCGCUCUUUUCUCGUCAGGAAGUCCGCCUGCUCCCGCCGGAGGCCCAACUACAGCGAGCUACACGACUCUUCUCCAGAGUUUACCUUCCAGCAGCCCUACGACCAGGCCCACCUGCUGGCGGCCAUCCCACCUCCCGAGGUCCUCAACCCCACGGCCUCUCUGCCCACGCUCAUCUGGGACUCUCUCCUGGCACCCCAAGCCCAGCCCAUCGGCUGGGCCUCCCUUCUGCCCCAGGAGGUCCCCAAGGCCGUGGAGCUGACCUCCCUGUCGGACGAGGACAGUGGGAAAGGCUCCCAGCCCCCCAGCCCCCCCUCACCGGCUCCUUCGUCCUUCUCUUCCACCUCAGCCUCUUCCUUGGAGGCGGAGGGCUAUGUUGCCUUCCCAGGCUUGGGCCAGUUGCCCACGCAGCUGGCUGGGCUCUCCGUGGCCAAGGACUCCCAGACUCGCAAGGCCUUCAACUGCAAGUACUGCAACAAGGAAUACCUCAGCCUGGGUGCCCUCAAGAUGCACAUCCGCAGCCACACGCUGCCCUGCGUCUGUGGCACCUGCGGGAAGGCCUUCUCCAGGCCCUGGCUGCUGCAGGGCCACGUCCGGACCCACACCGGCGAGAAGCCCUUUUCCUGCUCCCACUGCAGCCGUGCCUUUGCCGACCGCUCCAACCUUCGGGCCCACCUGCAGACCCACUCAGAUGUCAAGAAGUAUCAGUGCAAGACAUGCUCCCGAACCUUCUCCCGUAUGUCCCUGCUGCACAAGCACCAGGAGUCAGGCUGCUCAGGGGGCCCCCGCUGACCCUCAGGGCGCCUCCUGCGCCUCUAGACCACCCCCUGCAUCGCAGCCUCUCAACUCCAGAAAGAAGGUGCCCCCAUACUUCUCACUGCCACGGAAUUCUCUUCUGAGCUCCCCUGUUUGGCUCUCUUGGCCCCGCAGGGCUCUGAGGACCAUGUUCCAGUUCUCUCUGCCCCAGGUGCCAGUGGGCUCUGAGGGAGGCCUUGCCGUGGACAUGUCUAUGGAUGGGUGAUAGGGAGGGGGGUUUACAGCCGACUGUUCUGGAGUCUGGCUUCUUUGUGUGGGUUUGUGUAUCCAAAGGUGUUUGGAUACAGCUGCUUUUGAGCUCCAGGACAAAAAGGAAGACUGAUAGGAAACUACCCCCCACUCAGGGGAACCCAUUCCUCCCUGACCUAGAACCCUCAGGCCACCCCUCCAGGAGGUGUGACUAACUGUGCAGUAAUCCACCCCCAGGUUCAGCCUGGGGGCCUGUGGGCAGUCACUGACACAAGGACGUGUCUAGACCCCAGGUUGCCCCGGGCCGGGCAGCUAUCUCAGUCUCCUGUUUGUCACCGUGGCACCUGUCUCAUGGGCAGUUCAACAACAGUCCCAAAAGGGUCUGUGAGUAAUUGCUGUCACUUGUUGGGGGCCUGAGUGGGGUGCUUCAGCCCGACCGAUGUGUCUCCCAGAACUAUUUUUGGGGUCUGACAGGUGGCCCCAGGAGGAAGAUGUUUACAUUUUUAAAGGUACACUGGUAUUUAUAUUGCAAGCAACAUUUUGUACUAAGGAAACAUUUUGUAUAGUUAUAUGUACAGUUUAUUGAUAUUCAAUAAAGUGGUUAAUUUAUGU
Mustela lutreola (European mink) is the source of this 3033-nucleotide messenger RNA. It is a transcript of the gene SNAI1, whose product is annotated as snail family transcriptional repressor 1. Bases 1414 to 2208 code for a protein of 264 amino acids. The transcript is spliced from 3 exons. The record is from RefSeq and is a predicted model, not a curated record. Gene Ontology annotation, biological process: regulation of DNA-templated transcription. Gene Ontology annotation, molecular function: RNA polymerase II cis-regulatory region sequence-specific DNA binding; DNA-binding transcription factor activity, RNA polymerase II-specific. NCBI's taxonomy places the organism in Eukaryota, Metazoa, Chordata, Mammalia, Carnivora, Mustelidae.